Molecule: messenger RNA, 875 nt
Organism: Anopheles stephensi (Asian malaria mosquito)
Lineage: Eukaryota; Metazoa; Arthropoda; Insecta; Diptera; Culicidae
Product: trypsin beta-like
Exons: 3
Coding region: 31-813 (260 amino acids)
Biological process (GO): proteolysis
Molecular function (GO): serine-type endopeptidase activity
Source: RefSeq, a predicted model, not a curated record
UCCUCACAGUUGUAACCGACGAUCGAAACGAUGAAGCAAGUCAUUGGUCUAGUACUUUUGGGGCUCUUCUGCUGCAAUGCACUACCGGCAGAAAACACUAAACCGGAUGGACCUUCGCAAUCUGGACGCAUUAUCAAUGGCAAAGAAGUGAGCAUCUCCAACUACCGGUAUUCAUUGAGUCUGUGGGUAGACAACCGGUACUCCUGCGGUGCUAGCAUCAUCACGGGCUCGCACGCCCUAACCGCUGCACACUGCGUAAAUAACAUUGCUGCUUCCAGGGUAACGUUGUACGGAGGAAGCUCAUUCCUCAAUCGACAAGUGGUCCGCAUUGCCGUGAGUAAAAUAGCUAUCCAUCCCAACUACAACCCUUCAGUUUCCAAGAACUACGAUGCGGCUGUCAUUACGGUGGCCACGAACGCUUUCCAAGGCAAGCCAAACAUGGCCCCGAUCGAACUGCAAAACACCCAAGUAGCAGCUGGCACGAGAUGCUCCGUCGUUGGAUGGGGUUGGUACGACAAUAACAUUCGACAGGCAUCAAACAGCUUGCGUUGCACCGACGUGCAGAUCGUGACGGAGUCUUCGUGUUCUGCAACGUUCCAGCAGACGAUUAUGCCUGAUCAAAUUUGCUCGAUCAACGGCAGCAACAUAGAGGUUUGCAAGGGAGACAGCGGCAGUGCCCUCGUGUGCGGUGGUCGAGUGACUGGACUCGUUUCGUUCGGCCGUGUUCCCUGUACCAGCUCUGCACCAGCGGUGUACGCGAAGAUAAUGGGCCCCAGCGUUCGCAGCUUUAUUCGAAGCCAAGCGGGAAUCUAGAAGUAAGAGUAAUGGGGAGAAAAUAAAAACUGAAUGUCACUUUCAUUGAUGGCACAUCACGA